AUGGUGCAGUCUGGUGCGUGUCGUGGGCGCACCCUAAGCUACGACGGCAAGGUCUUUAUCUGGAGAGAGCAGAACAACCAGUGGCAGAAGAUCUUCGACUUCGCCCUGCACAAAGCCUCUGUCAACAUAGUCUCGUGGUCACCACACGAAUCCGGCUGCUUGCUGGCUUGUGCCUCCUCGGACGGCAAUGCCAGCAUCCUUGAAUUCCGCGACAACAGCUUCGACCAUGUCACCUUCCCUGCUCACGGAUUGGGUGUUAAUUCUGUCUCGUGGGCCCCGGCAACGGCACCUGGAAGCAUUGUCAGCAGCUCUCCUGGCCCUGGAUCGGCAGGUGUAAGACGUUUCGUUACAGGUGGCUGUGAUAACUUGCUCAAGAUAUGGGUAUUUGAAUCGGCUUCACAGUCGUACAAGCAGGAACAGGAGCCGCUCGCCGGCCAUACAGACUGGGUUCGUGACGUUGCGUGGUCACCAACAGUUUUACAGAAAUCCUACAUCGCUUCUGCAUCCCAGGACAAGACGGUCCGCAUCUGGACCUCAGAUUCGUCGAGUACGGGACAGUGGAACUGCAAAGUUCUCAACUUUGAUGCUGCCGUCUGGAGAGUCAGCUGGUCGCUGAGCGGCAACGUUCUGGCAGUGAGCGGAGGUGACAACAAGGUGUCAUUGUGGAAGGAGAACCUCAGGGGCGAGUGGGAGUGUGUUAAGAGCAUUGAGGAGUGA
This is a messenger RNA of Colletotrichum spaethianum, 717 nucleotides long. Its product is annotated as protein transport protein SEC13. Gene Ontology annotation, cellular component: COPII vesicle coat; nuclear pore outer ring. The record is from RefSeq and is a predicted model, not a curated record. The coding region runs from base 1 to 717 and encodes 238 amino acids. Gene Ontology annotation, biological process: positive regulation of TOR signaling; COPII-coated vesicle budding; protein import into nucleus. Lineage: Eukaryota; Fungi; Ascomycota; Sordariomycetes; Glomerellales; Glomerellaceae. The transcript has 2 exons. Gene Ontology annotation, molecular function: structural molecule activity; protein binding.